AUGAGCGAUUAUACCGCUGCCGGGAAUGGCAUCAGUGGUGGCUAUCAGGGAGACUCCCUGGGCAUGCAGAUCGCGAUUGCGACUCUUGCCGGGGUCACUUGGUACAACGCCUUCGAGCUGAUGAUCCUCCUCUUCGUCACUUUCGCAGAGUACCGAGGACUCUACUUUUGGAGUUUGUUCAUUUCAUCCUCAGCUGGCCUGCUGCCAUAUUCAUUGGGGUUUUUGCUCAAAUUCUUCAAUGUUACUCCACAUCAGCCGUGGCUACCCGUCAUUUUGCUCACGAUUGGAUGGUGGUGCAUGGUUACUGGUCAAUCUGUUGUUCUAUACUCGCGCCUACAUCUGGUCCUCUCUAACCAGCGGACCCUGCGCCGUGUGUUAGCUAUGAUCGUCGUUAACGCAAUCAUCCUCCACUUCCCAACUACAGUUCUCACCUUCGGCACAAACCUGGCCCAUGGCCCCUCCUUGGAACCGUAUAAGAAAGGCUACAACAUAAUGGAAAAGAUCCAAAUGACAGGCUUCUGUAUCCAGGAAUUCAUCAUCUCGGGGCUAUACAUUUGGGAGACAGUGCGCAUGUUGCGUUUAGACCCAGACCGCACCAAGCGCAAGAUCCAGUACCAACUGCUGAUCAUCAACUCCAUCAUCAUCAUCUUGGAUGUGGGCCUGCUUGUUGCUGAAUAUAUGGACUUCUACAUCAUGGAAACCAUGUUGAAAGGCGCAAUAUAUAGCAUCAAGUUGAAGCUUGAAUUCGCCGUCCUCGGAAAACUCAUUCACCUGGUACACAAUCAUGGCUGGAAACCCGAGUCUUUUUCUGCACCACGCGACCUCCCCGACUUCGUCGACGCAACGCGCGUCACCACCGAUAUAACCCAUGCUCCCCCGAGCAUCACCCAACGUCGACCUGCCUGGAUGAACUCUGACGACAUCUCCAUCGCCAUGUUUGAGCAUUUGCCGCCUGAUCACCUACGCAAUAAUUCCGAUGUAUCCAACUUCUCCAAUUCAAUGAGCAGCGAGGGCCGCGUUUAUCAUGUUGACCACCUCCCCCAUGACUUCACCAACCCUUUCAGUCGCUAUCCAGGGUACCCGAGUCGCCCUCGGAAAAUCCCUGAGAAGCCGGGAUGA
This is a messenger RNA of Penicillium bovifimosum, 1119 nucleotides long. RefSeq lists its product as uncharacterized. NCBI's taxonomy places the organism in Eukaryota, Fungi, Ascomycota, Eurotiomycetes, Eurotiales, Aspergillaceae. The coding region runs from base 1 to 1119 and encodes 372 amino acids. The record is from RefSeq and is a predicted model, not a curated record. The transcript has a single exon.